AUGACCUUGAAAGAGCAUACGCGGCGGCACAGACUUUACAACAUGGUUGCCUAUAUUGUGCGCUCGAUUCAAGACUUGAAUAGCCAACCACCUUUGGAGCUAAUCCGGAAAGACUUCAUGUCUACUCUCAGAAGGAUGCCAUGGUCAAAUGGGAAGUUUCGGAAUGCAGCAUACAAGAUGCACGGUCUCAAGGAUACCCAGCUGGUCAGGUAUGCUUUGAGAAUGGCUCACAUUGUGGCCUGA
Penicillium longicatenatum is the source of this 243-nucleotide messenger RNA. RefSeq lists its product as uncharacterized. The coding region runs from base 1 to 243 and encodes 80 amino acids. The transcript has 2 exons. NCBI's taxonomy places the organism in Eukaryota, Fungi, Ascomycota, Eurotiomycetes, Eurotiales, Aspergillaceae. The record is from RefSeq and is a predicted model, not a curated record.